Messenger RNA from Alexandromys fortis (reed vole), 6633 nucleotides. RefSeq names its product CD180 molecule (gene Cd180). The coding region runs from base 152 to 2137 and encodes 661 amino acids. The record is from RefSeq and is a predicted model, not a curated record. Gene Ontology annotation, molecular function: protein binding. Lineage: Eukaryota; Metazoa; Chordata; Mammalia; Rodentia; Cricetidae. The transcript is spliced from 3 exons.
UGCCGAGCGGUUCACACAGCGUUGCAGCUUAAGAUCAACCUUCCGAGUACCUCUCUGCCUGCCAAGUCGCCAGGGCUAUUAGAGCGUGAUUAUACUGCUUGGCUCUGAGCAUUAGCUAAUCCGACCCAGCUGGGCUUGCUCUGGACCUGGGAUGGCUCUGGACAUCAGCUGCUUCUUUUUAGUGGCGUUCUUUUCAGCCAGCUGUGAAGCCAUCGCCUCCUCAGAUCUGACUUGCACUGAGAAAGAAACCAACAAAACAUACAACUGUGAAAAUUUAGGUCUCAGUGAAAUUCCUGGCACUCUCCCAAACUCAACAGAAUGUCUGGAGUUCAGCUUUAAUUUCUUGCCUACAAUUCAAAAUACGACCUUCAGCAGACUUGUAAAUCUCACCUUUCUGGAUUUAACCAGGUGCCAGAUUUACUGGAUACAUGAAGAUACCUUCCAAAGCCAGCAUCAGCUAGACACACUUGUGCUAACUGCAAACCCGCUGAUAUUUAUGGCAGAAACAGCACUCAAUGGGCCCGUAUCACUGAAGCACCUGUUCUUCACCCAAACAGGAAUGUCCAGUCUGGACUUUAUCCCCGUGCACAAUUUGAAAAGCUUGGAAAGUUUACAUCUUGGAAGUAACCAUAUUUCCUCCAUUAAGCUCCCCAAAAACUUCCCCACAGAGAAGCUGAAGGUUCUCGAUUUUCAAAACAAUGCCAUCCAUUACCUAUCUAAAGAAGAUAUGGAAUCUCUACAGCAUGCCACUAACCUGAGCCUCAACUUAAAGGGAAAUGACAUUACAAGGAUAGAACCUGGGGCUUUCAAGUCAACUGUCUUCCAAAGUUUGGACUUUGGAGGGACUCUCGACUUGCUGGUUAUAUUCAGGGGUUUGCAUAACUCUACUGUUCAGUCUCUCUGGCUGGGGACAUUUGAGGACAUCGAUGAUAAAGAAAUUAGUUCCUCGGUGUUCGAGGGCCUCUGUGAAAUGUCGGUUGAGAGCAUCAACCUGCAGAAGCAUCACUUCCUCAACAUCUCCUCGAAUACAUUCCACUGCUUCACCAGCCUCCAGGAACUGGACCUGACAGCUACUCACCUGAGACAAUUACCCUCCGGGAUUGUGGGGCUACACAACCUCAAGAAAUUAGUUCUCAGCGCAAACAAGUUUGAUAGCCUGUGUCAAAUCAAUGCUGCCAGCUUCCCCUCCCUUACACACCUUUACAUCAAAGGCAACGAGAAGAAACUUGCCCUUGGUACUGGCUGUUUAGACAACCUAGAAAAUCUUCGUCUGCUUGAUCUAAGCCACGAUGACAUCGAAACUUCUGACUGCUGCAACCUGCAACUCAAAAACCUGUCUCACUUACAAAGCCUGAACUUGAGCUACAAUGAACCCCUGGGCCUAAAGACCGAGGCGUUCCAAGAAUGUCCCCAGCUAGAACUCCUGGAUUUGGCGUUUACCCAAUUACGUGUUAAUGCCGCGCAAAGUCCCUUCCAGAACCUCCAUCUCCUGAAGGUUCUCAAUCUCUCCCACUGCCUCCUUGACACCAGCAAUCAGCAUGUCCUCGAUGGCCUGCCAGCACUCCAGCACCUGAACUUACAGGGAAACCGAUUUCCAAAUGGGAAUAUUCCAAAGACUAACCCGCUUCAGAUCCUGGAGAGUCUAGAAAUCCUGAUGCUAUCAUCCUGUGAUCUCUCCUCCAUAGACCCGCAGGCCUUUGCUCAGCUUAAGAUGAUGAAUCAUGUAGACCUGAGCCACAACAGGCUGACAUCCAGUAGCAUCGAGGCUCUUAGUCAUCUUAAGGGGCUAUACCUCAAUCUAGCUUCAAACAGCCUUAGCAUCAUCCCCCCUGACCUCCUCCCCAUCCUGUCGCAGCAGAAAACCAUUAAUUUAAGACAGAACCCCCUGGACUGCACUUGCUCGAAUGUUUACUUUUUGGAAUGGUACAAAGAAAACAUGCACAGAGUCGAGGACAUAGAGGCCACUCUUUGUGCAAAUCCGCCAUUGCUGCAGGGAGUCAGGCUAUCUGAUGUCACCCUGUCAUGUAGUAUCACAGCUGUGGGCAUUUUCUUUCUCAUUGUAUUCUUCCUUUUGCUCACCGUUGCGUUGAUUUUCGCAGUGAAAUAUUUUCUUAGGUGGAGAUACCAGCACAUUUAGCUCAAGGUUUCCAGAGAAGGCCGAUAAACAGGUUUAUCAGAAUUGUCCUAAGUAAAAGAACUGUCAUCCACAGGUGACCAGACUUUUCUGGUUCCUAGUGCUGGGCUGGGGUUCAUUGAGUUUUUCUGAACAUUUGAAUCUCCCAUGAUGCUGUGGUUAGAGGCCCACGCACUGCUGUGAGAGACAGAGCCACUUCCUCCUGUGAAAAGUGACCCACAACCACUGAACCCCCGAUCUGAACCCCACCCAUCUGAGAAAGGAGAGCAACACGCAUCAGUGCCCCCACCCUCUGCCCAACCCGGCUAUGCUGGGGCCAACCCUGUCUUCUCUCUCUCUAACUUCUGACAUUUUGCUUGAGGCUGAGCUCUCUGUAAUUGAGCCAUUUGGGAAAGUUAGGCCCCAGUAAAUUCUCAAUGCUCAUUUCAAAUGACAAAAGGUAAAAAAAUACAAUGAAUUUAAAAGACAAGACAAAGUAAUAAAUUCUGCUCUCGACCAGAUUCUAUUAGUCCCCUUGUUUUCUAAGGUCUUGAGAAACCCCUAGGGUGUCAACAGUACAAAACUUUGAAAGCUUCUCCCGACCCAUCCCUGAAGGUCGGAUUUCAUUCAUUUCCCAACAAGGAGGUUUCCCUCCUGCUGUCUGCUAUUCCACCUCUCAGGUUGCAAACUUAGAGGUGGGCUGUGUUCCAAAUAGCUCUUUUUAUUCUCCAGGUUUCUGGUCCUUGGACCUCUUUCCCACAGGAACAGGGAGAUGAAUGUCUGGUUCCCAGACUGGCCUUCCAAAGCCUGUUCCCUUUAGAGAAUAUUGAGGAACACCCUCACAAGGGAACCUUGUGUAUUUGUGUGUCCCCGCAAACUAGCUGUUGGGAACAUGACAAGGGAGAAGAGAUUUCUGUUCAGUCCAGGGGUAUUCCCAAAGGCUAUGGCAAUGACAGACAACAUGGCGCUGUUGAAGGCAGAUAGACAGAGAAGACAGGGCAGUUGACAAUGUCACAACUUAAUCCCUCCCAAGUCUCUGGGAUGCAGUCUGAAUUACUAGUUGAAACUCAGUUACUGUGAUGUUUGCAAUUACUGUUCUCUGAAUCCAGGGAGUUAAACAACAACAGACUGAUAAUAUUUUUUAAACAUUGCACAAAUACUAAGUAUCUAUCUUACUUCAUUUCAUCAUUCCCUGAACAAUAUAACUAUGUGCACAGCAUAUAUACCGUGUUUAUAUUGUUAGGAGACAAUACAAAGAAUAUGACAAGAUCAUGUAAUUCAUAUGAAAAUACUAUUCUAUUUUAUUUUUGUAUAAAGGAGUUGAACAUUUGUGGAGUCUGGUAUCUGUGAGGACUCCCUGACCCAAUUUCCCCAUGAAAACCAAGGGACUGCUACUUAAGACCUUGAUUAAAUUUCCUAACCAAUUUGAGGUUAGAGAUGUUAGCUAAUUAUGAAAUGCUGGUCAAAUGUCGAGUGAUUGACCAAUAGUGACAUCUAAUCAGAAUGAUAAGAGAAUCCACGUCUUCCCUUCGCGCCCUGGAAAAGCUGCUUAGGCAGGCCGCAGCUGGGAUGGAGCUCUUCCCUACUUAGGGACUUCAGCCUUUCUCACAUGGUCGUUCCUUCCUCUGGGAGCCCCUCUGGAAGCAGUCAGUUCUCAUAUCCCUGAGACUUGCAGCAGGGUUUCCUCUUCAGAGAGUGACUUUUUCCUACAUAGCCAAUCCAAAGCCGACGGUGAAUGACGACACAACUAGCGUGAACUCUUCAGCUCCUUUAUCAUCCUUAUGGCUCCUCCAUGUCCGGAAUCACGGCUGGGACAUGAUACAGUUUCAGGGUGUGUGUGCACAUGCUCACCCAUGAAUGUUCACGUGGACGCCAGAUGUUGACGCCCGGUGACUGCUUCACCAUCUUCCUGUUCUGAGACCUGACACCUCACUGAUGAUAGAUCUGUCUCCCCAUGUUGCUCUACCCCAUCUCUGGGGUUUUAAAAGACACCGCUCUCCCAGUCUUUCUCAUGGGUCCUAGGGGGCUGGACUCAGCCUGCAGGCUUGGGCAGAGAGCACUCUGCUCACUGAGCCUUCUCCCACAGCCCUGAUGGUUUAUAUUGUGAAUAAUUAAUUGCUGAGAUUUUGUAGGCCUGUGGUCCCUGAGGCUUUAUCAGUGGUUACUACGUUGGACAAGCCUAUCCCCGCUUACCCUUAGCUCUGGUCAACAUCUCCAGAGUUUCCUGCACUGGCCCCUCCCACACAUUUCUCUCCAGAAAUACCCACAGCGAUCUGGUAAUAAAGGAUGCCUAUGCCAAGCCUCUGGUAAUGAGGAUAUUGUGGCAGAGGUUAACCCUGGAUUCCUAGUCAAUGACGUGUCCCUGUAACAUUCUUUCCUACACUUCAUGUUGUCUCCUACUUCCCCCAUCUCAAAGUACAUAUGGAUUCCACAUUCAGAAUGCCGUCUUAGGAAACACCAACCCUGUCCGGAUAGCCUCCAGAACCAUUCCCUCCUGAGUGGCCCUUCCUUCCACCCAGAGUCAGGAUGUCGCCUGGGCCCUAGCUGCUGCUGAGGGCUAUGUCUGGGUUCAUGGUCCAGCUACAGCUGGGGUCUGUGUGGAUGUUUGUGGCCUGUGUCACAUCAGGAGACCUCAGGAACCAUGCAAAAUGAAAUCAGAGGGCCAUGCUGAGCCGGCCCCACCCUUUGCUGGCCCUGGGAAAGCUGGCCUAGCUUCUCAUUGGACCCUACAGCAAGAGAGCUGACCCCCGGCACAUUACAGAGAUGACACCCACCCCUCACCACUGACCAGGGGGAACCAAGCCUAAGGGGAACAUGCAUUAGGGGAGCUGACUGACCAGCUUGGCUACCACACAGGCCCACAGUCGGGCUCUGGGUUGACUCCAUUUAAAACCUGCUGGAGUUGGCAAAGGAACUGGUCCUGGGGAAUGAUACCCACAGGAUAUCCAAGACUCGUGGCCAUUACAGGAUAUCCCAGAGGAGUUCCGGUGAGGAUCCAGAGAUGGUGGUGUACCAGAAACCAGAGGCCUUGAACCAGACCGGUGACUCAUUGCAAUGAACAUUUGCCAGUAAAACUGAUGGGACAAUUUGUAUACUGUAUGGCACACUGAAGCCCCCAGUGCCUUCAGGAUGAAUGGAGAGGUGUUGGAGAGGCAGGAGAGAAGGAGAAGCAAGGAGAUUUUUCUAUUGUUGUGAUUUUUUUGCUUUGUUUGGGUUAUUUUGUUUAUUUCUGCUUUUGUGCUUGUUUGCCUACUUUGAUUUGUUUCCUUUUGUGUGUGUGUGUGAGGGGGUGCGCAGCAGGGAUGGGGGAGAAUAUCGGGGGACUUGGAGGUGAGCAGAAUUGGGGUGCAAGAUGUGAAACUCCCAAAGGGUCAACAAAGAAGCUAAAUAUUAAGUUAAAGAUAGAUAGAUAGAUAGAUAGAUAGAUAGAUAGAUAGAUAGAUAGAUAGAUAGAUAGAUAGAAAACACCAACCCAUUGGGGUUCCCUGUCUAUUCUGUCAGAUAUCAGCUGAUUCUUGCCUUAGGGAUAUACAUAAACUGAAGAUGGAAAAUACUAAUUGUGAAGCAAGCACUCUGUAAUACUUAACAUAUAACUUGGAAAAACCAAAGCAUUCCGUAGAAAACCUCUGCUUUGGAUGCAUUACACCAAUGUUCCCAAUGUCUUAAGCCUUGGCAAGGCCUAGCUGCCCAUCUUGUUCUCAUUUGUCAGACCCACCCCACUUGGUGCCCUGUGACUUGGCGUUCCAAAGCACCACACUGACCCAAGGCUCAGUGACAGCUCCGCUGUAUUAAACACCAAUAAAUUCACCCCACAGAGUCAGGAAGGGAGCUUUUUGAUGGCUGCUGUCAAUUUUAUUGCUUUAUCUGGUUACUAGGAGAGGAUCUGUAGACAUCGUGCGUUUAUUGGUUUUAUGUAUUGCAUGUUGUUGUGCCUCUGACAAGCUACACCUAUAAAAAUGUGUUAUUAUUGCAUGAUGUAGCCCAGCGAACUGACCCUGCAUUUCAAAGUGUACUGAAGCAAAUAGCAUCGAAGUCCAUAAAAGCUGACUGGCCUCCAUCACAAAGGACUCUGCGUGAGCCGCAGUUCCUAUAAUCCAGCAAAGAAUUAUACCCUUCCCUCUACCGGCAGCCAUUGCUAUUAACUGAGCACAGCACACUCCCAAACACAGGCAUUAUCUGAAAAAUUCUAAGACAGGAUGCCUUAUAUUGCUCUGAUUUGUCCAACUCUCUGAGAGGACACAAGUGUAAUUUUGAAGUUUACAAAAGAAUGAAAUAACUGGUUUGCCGGUGUAAUAUCAGUUCAGGGUGCAAGGAGAGUUUCCACCAGUGUUUUCUCUCUUUGAAUGCAGAAGAGGCAUUUAAGUACAACAAUAGAAAGUGGUUAUCUCUAAGCCGGGAGGCAGCUGCUGGGCGUGUUAAGAAUGCAACUGUCUAGCACAGUGGGGGUUAGCCUGUGGUAAAGAGGAAUAGCCUAGCCUAUUGUAGCUCCCAAGCCUAGUUGAACCCCAGAAUCAGAUGGA